This is a messenger RNA of Periconia digitata, 1113 nucleotides long. Lineage: Eukaryota; Fungi; Ascomycota; Dothideomycetes; Pleosporales; Periconiaceae. The record is from the annotation of a GenBank genome assembly.
CUUGUACGCAGAGCUGCUACUUUUGCGAACGUACUCGUCAAGUCGCGAAGACGUUCCGUUCCUCGGCCUUUCCGCCGCUUCUGUAUCUCUUCCUUCAGUCGUAGCGUUGCGUAUGCUUCCCCUUCGCCGUAAAUAAGCGGCAAGAACACCCCACAUAUCCCCAGCAGACAGUAUACCCUGUCCUCAUCCAACGUUGUUGUACGCCUAGCCCCCCAGCUUAUCCGUUCCUCGACGCUGAACUCAGUUAGACGCUGUCCUCUUAGUGCUUCGGUAGGAAGCUUAGUGAUCUCAUAAAAAAACUCGACUGUGGGCGGCGCAAGCAACUCUUGCAGCGUCCAGCCUCGCGUGAACCAUCGGCUCUGACGAAAUGCAGCCUCCCACGAAAUCGGAUACAUUUGGGCGUCGGUAACCUCGCUCGGAAUCUUGACAUCGGACAGGUAUACGUAGCACUUGCUUGCUCGUUGAUACCAGCGGAACAUGGAGUUGAUCGCAGUGCUAACUUCGACGCUGGUGCUCUUGUCGAUGCAGCAGGUGUCCACCCACGAGUACUGCAGGCCAUCUUGGUGCGCUCUGUCUACGCAGAAGUUCACUUUCUUGUAGCCGGCCUUAUCCUUGCCCGUCCCCGCGACCAGCUCAUGCUCGAGACUGCCGUUAGGCGAGCGCUUUAGAAGACGCAUCGGAUCGCCGAGUAUCCCCGCGAGCAGCGAACGCUGGCCGGGUUCGAUGGUAAUGCAUGCGUGCUGUCGUGGUAGAGCAAGCGUUGCAGAGCAGCGGCGCCCAUAUCGCAGCCUGCUUGCGGUUGCACGUGGGAACUCAUCGGCGAGGCUGCAGGCUGCAAGCUGGCGCUUGGCAGGUGCUUGGGGCUGUGUGGUGAAUGGUGCUGGCCAGUAUGGAGGGAUUCACAACUCCCUAACGUCGCAUUUCAUUCUUUGUUACCUGCGCAACACCCAGCGGAAAAUAACUUCUCGACUAAUUAUAAUUAAUACAUCGGUGCCGUUGGAGCCUUCCAUGACGCCAUGGUGGCCUUCGCCGGCUCUUGCGCUUCGCCCAUCCGUGCCACUUUUUUUGUUCUGGCUCCCGCAGAUCUGUUUCCCGGUUUGGCUGCGACUCUAA